Messenger RNA from Cydia pomonella (codling moth), 458 nucleotides. RefSeq names its product armadillo repeat-containing X-linked protein 4-like. The coding region runs from base 14 to 451 and encodes 145 amino acids. The record is from RefSeq and is a predicted model, not a curated record. The transcript has 4 exons. NCBI's taxonomy places the organism in Eukaryota, Metazoa, Arthropoda, Insecta, Lepidoptera, Tortricidae.
UACAGCGGAGGCUAUGAAACACAUCCAAGGAGGACUUAAAAAUGAAGGAGACAAAAAUUUUUUGAACGUUGGAAAGUUUGACAAAACUUAUGCUGGUGCUGGAGAUAUGUUAGCUAAAGCAUCAUCGUUUGGAGGAGAGAACCCCAACGGGAUGAUUCGCGACGUGGUUCACGACCGUAUAGACAACCUGGACAAACAGGGCGCGUCGGAUUUAGCACAGAAACAUAUGAACAAGGCCAUUGAUAAAGCAUCUAAUUUCAUUUCUGACGUGGCCACCAAGGAAUGUGGUUUGAGUGCAGCAGAAAUUGCCGCGUGGAAAGCUUCAGGCGCAGGCGCGGGUGCGGGCGCGGGCGCGGGCGCGGGCGCUGGCGCGGGCGCGGGCGUGGGCGCGGGCGCGGGCGCGGGCGCGGGCAUGGGUACCUAUAUUACUACUUCAUUUAUUAAAUACUAAAUAACUA